AUGCCACUUAACUGCUGUGAAACUGAUGCUACUAAUAAUUUUGAGGGAUGUCCACUACUGACAGCUUCAUUUGUAUUUGCUGGUCUAUCGAUGAUGCUUAAUAUUAGGUUAGCAUAUAGUUCUGCACCAUAUGCCCUCAUUAGAUUCAAAUUACCUGAAAAUCUAUUUAGUGUAUUUGUUAGAAGAAUGGCUAGUGCUUUAGAACUAUGGUGUCUACCAAGUAUGCUUCUGGGUAAUAUACUUGAUACAGGUUCAAAACUAUUAUUCAAACACUACGGCACCGCACUCAAAAUACCUACAGGAACCGCUGAUGGAGUACCCAACGACUUCAACGGCCAAGAACAAACUACCAAGUCCAAAUCACUUAAGUUAUGGUCUAUCAUAAUUCCUUCCAUUGUUACUAUGUGGUCUGACUUUAUCACAUACGCGGUGCUCCUAUAUGUAUAUUUGAUGGGUGGUGUCACUGGUAAUGUAACUGCCUAUUAUGGUGUCAUUGCAGUAUCUGGAUUCAUCUUUGGCAUUAAUAUGACAUUGGUUUAUGCUGUUGAUUUUAAUUAUAUACCUAUAUAUGUUGCUGGUGAAAAUUCAUUUCCAGCACUAACAUCACUAAUUCAUUAUUUUGCCACACUAAUAUUUGGCAAUAGAAGGAAGUGGAAUAGUGACUUUCUAAUUGUAGUGAUUGACAUAUCGGUUGCAAUCAUAAUAUCAUUUGUUACAGCUAUUCUAUGGACAGUAUCAUUCCUAGUACCUCCCAAAUCUGGUCAGGAUAGUAAGUGGCAUAUCCAGCCAUUUGAUCAGGAUAUUUCUAAUCCGGACUGGGAUGUUAUUUCACCUACACUCAUGGUCAUUGUUGGUAUGGGACUAGUUUAUGCCAUUUAUCCUGCUAUUGCACCAGGUAUGAUUGUACCAUUCUACCUCAUUGAUAAAAUUGAGAUGGUACUUCUCAUAGCCACAAUCUUUCCACCAGUCAUCAUAGCUAUUCUUAUCAAAAAACAUGGAUAUUUAUCUCCCAAAUACUACGACGUCGGUGAUAGUACUUUCAAGGCAUGGUCAAAAUACGGAGCUGGUAGGUUCUAUCAUUUUUUAGACAUUCUUAUCAUCAUUAAGAUCACUCUAGCUGUUAUAUUUAUAUAUUCACUUCAUUACAGAGAUUCCAACAUUUCCCGUAGCAUCGUGAAUCAACCUAAAAUGUCUACAGCACUCUCCAUAACAUUUUAUAUGUGUCAUGAAAUUCUAUUAGCAUUAGGUUUUCCAGGUGUUAUUGGUAAUAAAGGUGCUGAUUAUGUUGUGCUACCAGCCCAGUACAUAGGAGCGCUAUUUAUGAUAUUUUUGGCCUUUUAUUCAGAGGGAUACAUUAUAGAAUAUAAAAGUCAUGAUCCUGCUCAUUGGCCCACAGAAGGAAUGUGGUAUUUAUAUGGAUACUACCAAUUGAACCCUGAUUUUUUUAUUAUGAUAAAGUUUAAUUUUUGUUUUGAUGGAUACUGUGAAUUUAAGUAA
Theileria annulata is the source of this 1497-nucleotide messenger RNA. Its product is annotated as Tpr-related protein family member, putative. The record is from RefSeq and is a predicted model, not a curated record. Bases 1 to 1497 code for a protein of 498 amino acids. The transcript has a single exon. Lineage: Eukaryota; Apicomplexa; Aconoidasida; Piroplasmida; Theileriidae.